CUGGCGCCGGGCGUGGAGACGUGCGUCAACAUCAUCGCUACGACGAGAACUGAAACACUGAGCGCGCCAUGGGACCGCUUUGGCACCGAAACUAUAUACAAUGUACAGUGUGCACCGUCUGCUCGAGACAACGGCUCUGCCGAACCUCGCACUCGUCCUACAACGUGUAUCCUUACGUUAGACAGGGAAAGCAAAACCAAAAGCCGUUCAAACUACAAAGCUCCGACGAAUGAGGAAGCUCGCCGUUUGCUGUAUUCGUUUAAGGAAAAGUUAUAA
Messenger RNA from Danaus chrysippus (African queen), 276 nucleotides. NCBI's taxonomy places the organism in Eukaryota, Metazoa, Arthropoda, Insecta, Lepidoptera, Nymphalidae. The record is from the annotation of a GenBank genome assembly.